UGCUGGUCUUCUUAAAGAUGGGUUGCUGUUUAAAUUUUAUCCAUCACUCCAAAGUUCUUACUCUCACACAUUAGAAAAAAAAAAAUUUCACCUUAGAAGCUUUUUUUCAGGGGCAAAUUUUCCAUGACAACAUACCUCCUGGGGUCAUUAGAGCAUACACUGAACGUGUAUGGAGAAUAGUGGAUGUGCUGGAAAAGAGGAAGACCACAGCUAUCAAUGUGAGAUGGAGCCAAAUGAUCCAGAUCAUGAUGAAGAAAAGAUCAUAACUUUGACAUUUAAGACUAAAUGUAGCUGAAAUUAAAUUAUGCAAUGCUUUAAAAUGUCCUGUUAAUGUAAUUUUUUUUUUUUAAUGGUUAACGCAGGUCAUUUUUAUAAUUUAAGUAAAGGAAGUUAAACUGCCCCUUAAAUUUUCUCAUACUUAAUAAUCUCUCUGUUGCUCUGUGAGAUAUGAAGCCAUCAUGUGGUCACAGAGAAAAGUUACAUGUGUAGCCAUUUAUUUAAAAUCUCCAAAAAUCCCUUUUUUGCUUAUUAUAGAAGGAACUUCUAUUAUACUGAAAAUCAGAUUACCGUGGUGUGCUUGUAAUAUUUUAAUCCAGCAUUUUUGAAAAAAAAAACAACAGAAUAAACCUGGAUUUCACUUGCUGUAGUAGCACAUAAUCAAAAGGUCACUGGUGCAUCAUUUCUAAGUGAUUAACAGCAACAAAUGUCAAUUUACCAACCAGCUGGUUCACUUCCUGAUGCUCUUGCCUGGACUCUGCCUCGCCUCUCUAACGUUGGUCCAAAACCACUAAAUCUGAGCUGUCCCUCUGAUAAGCUUCUGUCUAAUCUUGUCCACCCUGGUUACUCCCAGUCUUAUUUUCAGUUCUGCCAUGUCCAGCUCACCCUCCUAUCUUUUUGCCAGUACAAUUCCAUGCUGGUCCUAUUCCUGCCUACCUACCUGUAUGGCAUGAGGUUGCCAUAGCACUGCUUUACUCUUACAAAAUGUCAUAGUAAAGGAAAUGUUAAGUUUGUCAAAAUAAGCUGUUAUUAAGAAAAACCCAGCCUCUCAUUGUGCAAAGUCAUCCCCUGGGCUAAGUUAGGGCCCAGUAUGUUUGAUGCACCUGCUUUAAAUGGUUUUUACUGGGUACAUCCUGCCACUACUGGGCGCUCUUGCUUGGUAAUUUGCCAUCAACGCACUACACCUGCUUUGACCACAGCUCACUUGUGGAGCAGCCAGCCUGAGUGAAUCUCUGUGGGUUUUGGAUGAAACGAUGCCUCGUUUGCCGUGUGUUUACUCAGACUUCUUCUAUGGCCCUCUGACUGAAGAUGUGGAGGAGCUACUGGGGCGCUUCCAGCAGAUAGACUCGGUCAGGUAUGAGGAUUUUUCAGCCCUCUGGAGGGAGAUGGGCUUCUCUGAUCUCUUCAUUGGCACCAUCAAUGCGGGUGAACUGAAGCGGUUCUGCAGGGUGACUCUGGCCACAGCUGUAAAGUACUUCCUACCUCCAUACAGCUACCAGAUCCGAGUGGGGGGCUUGUACCUGAUGUUUGGUUUCUACCACACGCAGCUCGCCGAACCACCUGUGAUGAUCCGGCUCGCUCUGAAGGACUGGACCCACGUGCAAGCCUUUCUCAAGGAAUCUGUAGAAUCCGGCCAUCUUGAUGUAGUUUAUAUCUACAAGAAGCUUGUGGCAUCCAAAGCCAUACACUACACGGCCAUGCCGCAUUUUCUGACCUUCCAGAAGCAGCAGAAGCCAAAGAAGGACCAUGUGUGCCCUGAGUUUCUGAGCAGGACAACCGCGGUGCGUGAGCUCAUCAGUGAAGACACCCUGGAAGAGAUAGCCAACCUCCAGAGCCUGUACGAGAAGCUGAAGGAGACCACCAAGGAUGUGGGUUCCCAGAUCACCAUGACCCACAGAGACUUCACCUCACGCCUGAGUGACUGCAUGUCAGAGUUCAUCACCUGGCAGAACAAAACUUUCACCUCACAGCUACUCAAAGACAAGAAGGAAAGAGAUGAAGAGGAGGAGGAGGAAGAAGAAGAGGAUGAAGAAGAUGAGAAGGAGUCCUGCAGCAAAAGAGCGAGGCUUCUGUCCUCCAUCAAGCAGAAGAGCUACAGCAAUGUUCAGAAGGCGCCCAAGUCCAGGAGGCACCGGCAGGGUGAGCCAGUGGACUCGUCCAGUUUGGGGACUGAGCAGGUCCAGCGGGUCCCACAGAAAAAAAGACCACCUUCUCUCCGGGCCCGGACCUGGAAGAACCUCGGGGUGAAACAACAGGACAGCAACCUGCCACCCUGGCUCCUGAGUGCUCCUGAGCUGGAGGACGGGGUGCCAGUGAGGAGGACCAACCAGGCGGAGCCCUACAGGAUGUGAAGGAGGAGGAGAGAAGAUCAUUAAAAUAAUUUAAUCUACUAUGUUUGUCACUGUUCAACUGGAAUAAGUUAAGAAACUAUAAAUAAAUGUUUUUGUUAUAGCUAAAAAAAAAAUCAUAAUUUGAAAGGCUUCAAUAUAUCUAAAAUAAUUUUUCUAUACAUUUUCGAAUCUAAAAUUAGAAACCAGUUAACUGUGUUUUGCGUUAAUUUCAUGUUAAACUGUUGAAACUUUUAUCAUAGUUAAAAUUAGGCUAUAAGAAUUGUAAAAUGAAAUAAAUUUCAUCUUAUUUAUUUGAUUUAGCCUGUCUUUGUGUUACUAAGUGAGAUUUAUUUACAUUUUUAAGAACCACAUUGUAACCUUUUUGAGUUUGAUUUAAUAUAAAGUCUGAAUUACCUCUGGAGUUUUCUCCUUUGAUUUGUAUAACAAAAACAAUAUAAAAUAAAUUCUGAGAACACAUCUA
Molecule: messenger RNA, 2808 nt
Organism: Haplochromis burtoni (Burton's mouthbrooder)
Lineage: Eukaryota; Metazoa; Chordata; Actinopteri; Cichliformes; Cichlidae
Product: snRNA-activating protein complex subunit 1-like
Exons: 1
Coding region: 1251-2348 (365 amino acids)
Biological process (GO): snRNA transcription by RNA polymerase III; snRNA transcription by RNA polymerase II
Cellular component (GO): snRNA-activating protein complex
Molecular function (GO): sequence-specific DNA binding
Source: RefSeq, a predicted model, not a curated record